AUGCUCACACUUUUCAAGCCUUGGCGGAGUGGAUUGGAUCUAAAGAAUGCUACUCAGACCUGGGAUAAUGCCUUCUACUUGCACGAGUUCUCUCCACGUCAGAAAGAAAUUAUAGGUAACUUCAAUCUUAGGUAUGAAUGCAAUGACUCACGAGAUGACUACAGUGCUAAGCUCAAGAAGGAUUCCUUGACUACUGGACUCAUGUCCUCAUGGAUGACUGAUGAAGAAGUGCACAAGCUUGAUGACACCAAGGGAAUAAUGGAAUACAAUGACGAUGGCCCAGUCAUUGACUUUGAUGAAGACAAUUUCCUGCCAGACCUGCUCAAUGAGGAUUCCUAUUGUGAGAAGGAAAUGGCUGACAUUCAGAAAGUUAUUACAGAUAUAGGCUGGCUAAGCAAAUUGAAAAAUCUGUCUCCAAUUGAUAUUUCAAGCAUCCAGCUCCAAGAUAUCAUUCCAAGUACCAAGUGGAACAUAAUUGUUGCAACUGCUAAGCAGCUUAUUCUUCGUAAAAGGAAUGAACAUCUUCCUAGCAGUUCAUCAAAGUCUGAAGACAUUGAGGCUGGAGAUGGAUAUGUAGAUGAAGUUGUUGUCUCUCCAAUGUCUUAUAUUGAUAAGAAAUUCAAAGCCAAGCAAGCUGAGGAGCAAACCUUUAUUGAUGAGACCGUCAGUGAAUUCUCCUUGAAUGAAGAGCAAGAGCAGGCAUUUUGUAUAGUAGCCAAUCAUGCUACACUCCAAAAAGUUGAGCAGCUUAAGAUGUAUCUUGGAGGUAUGGGUGGUACAGGCAAGUCUCAGGUUAUUAAAGCAUUGAUAUUGUUCUUUGCAAAGAGAAAGGAGUCUCAUUGA
Cyclocybe aegerita is the source of this 843-nucleotide messenger RNA. The record is from the annotation of a GenBank genome assembly. NCBI's taxonomy places the organism in Eukaryota, Fungi, Basidiomycota, Agaricomycetes, Agaricales, Hemipholiotaceae.